This is a messenger RNA of Arachis duranensis, 687 nucleotides long. RefSeq lists its product as uncharacterized. The coding region runs from base 1 to 687 and encodes 228 amino acids. Lineage: Eukaryota; Viridiplantae; Streptophyta; Magnoliopsida; Fabales; Fabaceae. The transcript is spliced from 4 exons. The record is from RefSeq and is a predicted model, not a curated record.
AUGGGGAAGUCCUGGAAAGAUACAAGGCUAAGGUUGUAUGAUGAUUACUACGAGCCAACACUGUCGACUGAAGAAAAUACCGAGAACCGUCCGCCAGGAAUUGAUCGAGAUCACUGGCGAUGGUACCUUGAUUAUCGCGCCAACCCUGAGACGAAGUCAGAACAAGAAGGAAGGAUAGUCAGUAGAGGAGAGCUGUGGAUCAAGGUUCACAAAAGAAGGGAUGGCUCUUAUAUUAAUGAUGAGGCGAGAGAAAUUGGUGAAAGACUUCUGGAGAUUGAGCAAGAAGAUGAGUCUUCUAGAGUCUUGUCUCAAAAUGAUUCCCUUGCUCAGGUUUUUGGAAGAGAGAAACCGGGUAGAGUGCGUGGAGUGGGUCUUGGACCGACUCCUAGUCAACUCUUUGGUACAAAUUUGCAGCCAUCAGUGAACCGAGUCCUAGAAGAGGAGACGCAAAGGAAGCUAAAUGAACUACAGACAGAACUGGAAGCUGAGAAGUUAAAAAGGAAGGCGAUGGAAGAUGAAGCAGCAGCAGACAAGAAAAGGAUAAAGCGGCGGUUAUACCAGCGGUUGCUGGAAACCGCCGCUGAACUCAGUCCCCGCGCUCAUAACCAGGGCGGUCACCAUAGCCGCCGGAAAACUGUUUUGUGGCGGUUUAAAACCGCCGCUAAAAGGAGAAAAAAGCGCCGCUAA